UAGACUUUAGAUCCAGUUUGCAAAUGGCAUUGUUUGUAAAUAGUUUAUAAUCAGAGACAAAAUUCUCGAGAGUGUCCUUUUAACAACACACACCCAGCUUUGAUGAUGAUGAGGUCAACAUAAAUCACAUUCAUUGACAAAAAGAAAAACUCAAACUUUAUUAAGAUCUCUUCUAAAGUUUCGAUUUUUUGUUUCUCCUUUCUUAAUUGUAAAAGCGACGAUGUCAGGGUACCCUCCGACGAGUCAAGGCUACGGUUACGGUUACGGCGGCGGCGGAGGAAAUCAACCACCGCCACCUCAGCCACCUUACUCAUCUACAGGAAACAAUCCUCCGUACGGAUCACCGACCACCUCCUCAGCUCCUUACGCAGUUCCUUACGGAGCACCGAACCCACCAUCGUCCUCUUCCGCGCCUCCUCCUUACGGAUCUUCGAAGCCUCAGUCUUCUUCGUACGGAGCACAGCCUCCUUCAGCACCGUACGCGCCUUCUCCCGGAGACUACAACAAGCCGCCAAAGGAGAAACCUUACGGAGAUUACGGAGCUUAUCCAUCGCCUGGACCUUCGGAUUACGGGUGUUACGGUGCUGGACCACGUCCUUCGCCGCCGUCCGGUCACGGUGGAGGAUACGGAGCUACUCCACCGCCUUCUGAAUACGGCGGUUACGGUGGUCAACCUCGUCCAGCGUCGUCUGGAUAUGGCGGCGGGGACGGAGGCUAUCCUCCUCAAGCCUCUUAUGGAAGUCCUUUUGCUUCUCUGAUUCCGUCAGGUUUUGCUCCGGGAACGGAUCCGAAUAUAGUGGCUUGCUUUCAAGCUGCGGAUCAAGAUGGUAGUGGCUUCAUUGAUGAUAAGGAGCUUCAAGGAGCUCUCUCUUCUUAUCAGCAGAGGUUCAGUAUGAGAACUGUUCAUCUUCUUAUGUAUCUUUUCACCAAUAGCAAUGCCAUGAAAAUUGGACCUAAGGAGUUUACUGCACUUUUCUACAGUCUUCAGAACUGGAGGUCCAUUUUUGAGAGGUCUGACAAGGAUAGGAGCGGCAGAAUAGAUGUAAAUGAGCUGAGAGAUGCGCUUUUGAGCCUUGGGUUUUCGGUUCCUCCUGUGAUUUUGGAUCUGCUGGUUUCCAAGUUUGACAAAAGCGGAGGGAAGAACAGGGCCAUCGAAUAUGACAAUUUCAUUGAGUGCUGUCUCACUGUUAAGGGGCUGACAGAGAAGUUCAAGGAGAAGGACACAUCGUACUCAGGCUCAGCUACUUUCACCUAUGAAACCUUCAUGCUCACCGUCCUCCCCUUCCUCAUCGCAUAAGUGUUUUUACGGACUCGGAGUUGCCUUGUCCUAUAAGACAGUCUCAGUAAGGACCAACUCGUGGUAUUUGUAUUUUUGGACUUGGACUUGGACUGGACUGCUCGUUUAAAUAAACCAGACGGGCGUUAAGGGGUUGAGCCGGUCUUGCAUUCUUCUCAUAACCCUAGUUAACAAGAAAACAUGUUUGAUUAAAAAAGCAGAAAUUCAAAUGUGUUCUUGGUAAAUGUUUACGUGAGAGUCUCGUAUAGUUCUUACACCGCGACGAGCAUCGGUCAAUAAAUCAAUUUGCUGACGCGAAACAGUCCCCACCUGCAUUAUUAUUGAACAGGGAAUCAGAUUUGAGUCGGUUUUUUUAUA
This is a messenger RNA of Camelina sativa (false flax), 1654 nucleotides long. The record is from RefSeq and is a predicted model, not a curated record. NCBI's taxonomy places the organism in Eukaryota, Viridiplantae, Streptophyta, Magnoliopsida, Brassicales, Brassicaceae.